Messenger RNA from Aspergillus chevalieri, 2238 nucleotides. Its product is annotated as lactose regulatory protein lac9 and GAL4-like protein. Gene Ontology annotation, molecular function: RNA polymerase II cis-regulatory region sequence-specific DNA binding; zinc ion binding; DNA-binding transcription factor activity, RNA polymerase II-specific. Gene Ontology annotation, biological process: positive regulation of transcription from RNA polymerase II promoter by galactose; DNA-templated transcription. Bases 1 to 2238 code for a protein of 745 amino acids. The record is from RefSeq and is a predicted model, not a curated record. Gene Ontology annotation, cellular component: nucleus. The transcript has 5 exons. Lineage: Eukaryota; Fungi; Ascomycota; Eurotiomycetes; Eurotiales; Aspergillaceae.
AUGGACACAACGCGAACAGAUAAUGUCCGGCGCACAGCAGAACUAGCAUGCCACGAAUGUCGGCGCCGGAAAUCUAAAUGCAAUCGGAUUAUUCCCUCGUGUCUGCUAUGCAGCAAGUUUGGUCGGCGAUGUGUCUAUGAAAGACAGAUCAAGACGCCUCUUACUAGAAGGCAUUUGACGGAAGUGGAAGAGGAGCUUGCGCGGACGAAGAUUCUAUUGCGGCAAUUACAGUCCGGAAGGCAGGAUGCAGGUCCCGGUUAUGCUGAGUGUGGUUCUGACUCACAAGGUAUUCGAUCGCCUAAUUGUGACAUGCGUGAGAAAAGUUAUGGUACUUUAGUGUCGCCGGUGGUUGCGCCUAGUAGGCAGGUCUCGACCGCAGACGAAACAGACGGUGCUAUUGAUAGAACAGAUAAUCGGCCACCACCUGAAAGAAAUCCGGCACGAAAUUAUAAGACUCCAUCACAGGUCAAUACUCGAACAAGCUCAAGUGGACCCACGGCUACUAGCCCUAACCGACCCAUUAUCUCUCCGGCCUCGCGCAGAACACCAUAUUGUCGGACAAACGGUUGUCCCCGCGAGUCAGAGACGCAUUCUGUUACUACAUCCGGACUGUCUUUGGAAGCGCCACCCUCGUCUGGUAGCUUUGAAUGGGAUGAACGAACUGGUAAAGCCAGCGGUGACAGAUUUGUCGAUGGGAUGGCCAGUUUGACAAGUCGCUCAAAUGAAGGGGGCUACCUUGGAGUCGCGUCAGGUGCUGCUCUACUUCGAAUGACCGAUUCUCGAUCUACCGAAGAAGUCGAUACAUACUGCCAUCAACAGCAAGAGCCCAAACCUCCCGUAUCUUUUGUAUUGACUUCACUAUCCCAGCUCGAGCCGUUUGUUGAUGCAUACUUCCAACUUUAUCAUUGCUCAUAUCCAAUUGUGCAUGAAGCUACUUUCCGUGCUCAGUUCAUGGAGGUCGUCCCUAGACCCAGUACCAAUGCUUGGCAAGUACUGCUUUUCGUGAUCGCCGCUAUAGGCGCUUUCACAACAGCCACGCACCCUACCGAUGUUGACAUUGGACUGUUCGAGGCAGCCAAAGCACGAUUGUCAAUUGAUGUUCUGGAAACAGGGAAUUUGCUUCUUGUCCAAGCUCUAACAUUAAUAUCCAACUACCUGCAGAAAAGAAACAAGCCAAACUCGGGGUAUAACUACAUGGGUCUCGCCAGACGUAUUGCGAUGGGGAUUGGCCUUCACAAAGAGUUCCCGGCGUGGGAGGCGAAUUUGCUAACUAUCGAGAUGCGUCGGCGCUGUUGGUAUUGCUUGUACAUAUUUGACGUGGGAGGAAUUAUCACGUUUUCCAGGCCAUUCGACUUUCCCAAUGAUGGAAUUGACGUUGAAUUGCCGAUGAACGUGCAUGACAGUGACAUCACGGCUGGUUCGAAACAACGCCCGAGCCCAGCACCAGAAACGACUAUUUACACCCACCUACGAGCCCAGUCAACAUUCCAUCUUGCAACUAGCCCAAUUUACGCUCGAAUCAUCUCCUCUCCAUUCCCGUCCGCGACCAGCUUGGUCGAAAUGGACGACCAAUUGAUCGGUGGUUGGCUGGCAAGCUUGCCGCCAUUCUUCGCCCAAGACGCACCACAGAAGCCCAAGUUCCGACUGUGUCAUUCCAUUCUACGAUGGCGAUACCGCAACUUUCGCAUCCUCAUGUUCCGUCCAUUCCUGGUGAGCAGGCUUAUGAUACGGCCAUCAGAAGGCAUCCAAGACAACGAUCCGUAUGUCGACGUUGCUGUCCAACGGUGUCUCGAUGCAGCCCGCGAAUCUGUCGACCUCAUCUGCACAUUCUGGAUAGAAGACUCAAAAAACAUGAUGGCCUGCUGGUACGGCCUAUACUUCCUAUUCCAAGCAAUCCUAAUCCCAGUGAUAUGUCUGCGAAACGAUCCCCAAAGCCCGCUGGUCGUGAGCUGGCGAGACCAAAUAUCCAAGGCAAUGCCUGUCCUCGAGUCAAUGGGACAGCUUAAUCCCACGGCUCUUCGAUGUCUGGGUGUUAUCCGUUCCUUGUGUGGGACGUACCUUGAUCCGAGUAUGGAUGGAUUGGGCCGGCCUACGGAAGAGUCGCCGCAGACUCAGUUGGCGAGUUUGUAUCCGUUGAUGUGGCCGACGCUGGAGAUGGCACAGCUUGAUGGGGUGGACUCUAUACUACAAGAAUCGACGAUUAUGGAUUUUAUGAAUCAAUUGCCGGGUCUAGAAUGA